GUGUACAUUAUACCGUCGAGUGUUGCCGAACUACCGAACAGUUACGAACCUUUGUCGUCGGGUGUCGUGUGCACAGGAUCGUAAGCAUUUUGGUUGGGACACGGUAAUGUCGUGGGCCGGAGUUGGGGUCAUGGGUCCAUGACCAUGAUAGACCGUGAAUCGUGAUUAACACCUAUAAAAUAUUCCAAUACCCAUGCCAUCCCCCCCUCAGCACCACUGUCCGAGGUAUAGAGUAGAGGAUAGGAUGUUUUACGCGUUAUCCAUAAUAUUGUACAUUUUGUGAUCUUGUUGGUGCGCGCCCAUGUUCUGUCUACCUCUAUACUUGACCGAAACCGCUCUACCUACUUCAAACAAGAAAUCAUUUGUGACAAUUUAAUUUGAUUAUGUCAAAACUAUGGCGGACGUUCAUCAAAUGGCGUUUCAUCGCCACUAUCAUGUUCAACAAGUUUAAGGGAUAUCUGGCCAACACUGUCGUAAGAUAUCUGAAGCCACGGAGGAAAAUGACUGUUAUUAUUGAACAAGGUACUUUACAAGGAAUUCACUACAAAACACAAGCGUCAAAUAAGCCUUACAUCAGUUUUCUAGGCAUACCCUAUGCUAAACCACCUGUUGGAAACUUGAGAUUUAAGCCUCCUAUCAAACAUCCAGGAUGGUCUGGCAUACUAAAAGCAUUUUCAGUAGGAAAUAUGUGCAUGCAGUAUUCUUUUAUGAAGAAAAAAAUUGCUGGAAAUGAAGAUUGUUUAUAUUUAAACAUAUUUGUACCUCAAGAAGAAUUAAAAGAAAAAAAAGCAGUUAUGGUGUUUAUACACGGUGGUGCGUUCAACAACGGAUCUGCAUCAUCAGAUUUUUACUCCCCUGAAUAUUUGAUUGAUGAAAAUGUUAUCAUAGUCACAAUCAACUAUCGACUGAAUGCUCUUGGAUUUCUCAACUUUGAUAUUGACGAAUGUCCUGGCAAUAUGGGUUUAAAAGAUCAAUUGUUUGCAAUUAAAUGGGUAAAAGCUAAUAUUAAUGCGUUUGGAGGUGAUGCUCAAAACAUAACAAUUUUUGGGGAGAGUGCAGGAUCAGCAUCUGUUCAUUGUCACAUGUUAUCUCCACAAUCCACAGGAUUAUUUCAAAAGGCCAUCAUGCAAAGUGGAUGUAUGUUUAAUUCAUGGGCAUUCACUGAAAAACACAGAGAAGCAGCUUUCAAGUUGGCCAAAAAUUUAGGUUGUGUAAAAGAUGAUCCUAAAGAAGUUGUUCAAUUCUUGCUCAGUGUUCCAGCCAUUGAUAUCGUCAAGUUGACUAAAAUUGAGGGCAAAACUGAUUUUCAAGAUUAUGAAUUUAUUCCGUCUGUUGAAAGUGAAGCGGUUAGUGACAAAUUUUUACCUGCUCAUCCUGAAACUUUAGUCAAAACUGCAUCAACAGUACCUGUAAUAACUGGAAUCAACAACAUGGAAGGACUGAUAGCUUUUGGAGAGCAUAAAAUGAAGAAAAUUCUUAAUGACACCGAAGAAAUUCAUGAAUUAUUUCAAAGGAACUAUAGUAAAGAAAUUAUUAACAAAGUAAAGAACUUUUACUUCAACGAAUGUAACAUGGAAUGCGAAACUAAUAGAUUGGAAAAUAUAUGUCAUCUCUACAGUGAUUUAUAUUUUUCUAAAGAUUUUCAUCGCGGUUAUGAUCAAAUUCUCAAACGAAACAUCUCACCUGUUUACAGUUACGAGUUUAAAUUUGAUGGAGAAAUCAAUAUUUGCAAAACCAUUCUGUUUUAUCUAAGGCCAACUUUUAAACCAUUAAGAGGUGCAUGUCACGCUGACGAAUUGAGUUAUUUGUUUCACGGACGAUUGUUUGGAUUUGCACCCAAGGCCAAUUCACCAGAGUUAAGAAUGUGUAGAACAAUGAGUAAAUUGUGGACCAAUUUUGCUAAAACUGGAAAUCCAAAUUCACAAGAUUUAUGUUUUGAAUGGAAAAAUACGAUUGCAGAAGAACCGAAAUAUUUGUCUUUAGAUGGAGACAAUACAUGCAUGGUUAAUGGAUUAUUGAACGGUUCCAGGGUGCGUUUUUGGGAAAACAUCAGAAACAGCUAGAUUGCAAUAUAAAUAAUGAUUCUUUUUUUUUUUUUUGAUAUUUGUAAAAGAUUAUCUAUACAUUCCCUUAAUGUCAAUUGAUCAUUCAGUAAUAUUUUGAAAUAUAUAUUUUAUGAAAUAGACAAUUAGCCAGCUUUAUCUUAGUCUAACUGUCUAAGCAAAAACUCUAUAGUAUGGUUUUAAUUUUAGUCAUAAGAAAAGAUUAACUUAUUUCCAUAUAAUUAAAAAUAUAUUUUUUUCUUCCAAAACAACA
This is a messenger RNA of Metopolophium dirhodum (rose-grain aphid), 2316 nucleotides long. RefSeq names its product esterase FE4-like. Lineage: Eukaryota; Metazoa; Arthropoda; Insecta; Hemiptera; Aphididae. The transcript has 11 exons. Bases 384 to 2063 code for a protein of 559 amino acids. The record is from RefSeq and is a predicted model, not a curated record.